Molecule: messenger RNA, 2774 nt
Organism: Chrysemys picta bellii (western painted turtle)
Lineage: Eukaryota; Metazoa; Chordata; Testudines; Emydidae
Gene: OSGEPL1
Product: O-sialoglycoprotein endopeptidase like 1
Biological process (GO): tRNA threonylcarbamoyladenosine modification
Cellular component (GO): mitochondrion
Source: RefSeq, a predicted model, not a curated record
GCUUUGCCACGUGACCGGGCCUUGUUCAAUCGGGGCAGCGACAGCGCGUCCGCUUGUUCUUACGGGGAGGCCGGUUUUAACCCUUGCGGGAUAGAAGCCGCAGUCGCCGCUGAAGCUUGUCGCAGGGGACAGGGCAAAAAAAAAGUGUAAAGCAUGGGACCAAGAGUUGGAAACACUGAACAAAAUCUGUUUUGAAACAUGUUUUGGGUGCAGUUCUUUUCUAGGCAUGCCUCUGUGCAGAAGAUUUUAGCAAUAAGCUGUGUAACCAGACGCACUUCAAAAUCAGUUAAACAUGGCCGGUCUGUGUGUUUAAGAAGCAUUUUCUUUAACUCUGUCAAAUACUAUCCCACUAAAUUAGUUCUGGGAAUUGAAACUAGUUGUGAUGAUACAGCAGCUGCUGUGGUGGAUGAUACUGGCAAAAUCUUAGGAGAAGCUUUACAUUCUCAAAAUGAAGUCCAUUUAAAAACAGGUGGGAUUAUUCCUCCAGUGGCACAGCAACUUCACAGGGAAAAUAUUGAGCGAAUAGUAAAAGAAACACUCUACGUCAGUGGAAUCUCUCUCGAUGAGCUCUCUGCUGUUGCAACUACUGUAAAGCCAGGACUCGCUUUAAGUCUCGGAGUGGGAUUAGAAUAUAGUUUAAAAUUGGUGGACAAGUAUAAAAAACCUUUCAUCCCCAUCCAUCACAUGGAGGCACAUGCACUUACAAUUAGGCUGAUAAACCAAGUGGAAUUUCCUUUCUUAGUUCUUUUAAUCUCUGGAGGCCACUGUAUCCUGGUAGUAGCACAAGGAGUUUCAGAUUUUCUUCUGCUUGGACAGUCAAUUGAUAUAGCACCAGGAGACAUGCUCGACAAGGUAGCAAGAAGACUCUCUCUAACAAAGCACCCAGAGUGCUGCAGAAUGAGUGGUGGGAAAGCUAUAGAGCACUUGGCCCAACAGGGAAACAGGCUGCAUUACGAACUCAGAGCUCCCAUGCGACAUCAUCGUAACUGCAAUUUUUCCUUUUCCGGACUUUGCUUCAAUGCCACUAGAAUAAUUAUGCAAAAAGAAAAGGAAGAAGGUAUUUUUCAAAGUAAGAUACAUACGAAUUGUACACCUGACCUGCGGUUAUAUUUGCAAAAACCUCUUUUGCUCACCAUUUCUGCAGGUUUACAGGAGGGACACCUCCUGUCCUGUGUUACAGAUAUUGCUGCUGCAGUACAGCAUGCAGUAGCACUUCAUAUUGUCCAGCGAACACACCGGGCUAUUCUAUUCUGCAUAAAAAGUGGCAUCUUAUCACAAACAAAUGCAACUUUGGUUGUAUCAGGAGGAGUUGCAAGUAAUCAGUAUAUCCGAAGAGCUCUGCAAAUUGUAACAGAUGCAACUAACUUCAAUUUGCUGUGUCCUCCUCCCAGACUCUGUACUGACAAUGGUGUUAUGAUUGCCUGGAAUGGCAUUGAAAGGAUGCGUGCAGGCUUAGGUGUGUUACAUAGCACAGAUGGCAUACGCUAUGAACCAAAAGCUUCUCUUGGAAUUGAUAUCUCAGAACAAGUUGGAGAAGUUGCCAUCAAGGUACCAAGUCUAGAAGUCUCCCUAAAUGAACUUGCAACUAUCAACUUAUAACACAUCCAGUUUGGGAAUUAUUGUUCAUGGCUAUUAUUAAAAUAUUUAUGUUUCCUAGUCUUCUCUUACUAAGACAUAUCUGACCAAUGUAAGCACCCUUAUGGGCAGCUGUGCUAUUUAGUAGUUAAAACAGGGAGCUGGAAGUCAGGAGAGUUAUUCUAUUCUUAUAUGCCAUUGACUCCUUGCAUGACCUUAGACUUAUGUCCCUUAUUUUUCCCAUGUGUAAAAUAGGAAUAAUUUAAUAGUGCAAUCAUUACCUUUGGAAAGCACUCAGUUAAAGAUCUCUAGAUAAAUAAAAACUAUCAGCCUUAAUUAUUAUUAACUAUAUACUCAAAUAUCCUUUUGUAACACAGAACAACGUUUUAUAGAGGCAAAUUUUCAUAGCACUUCAAGAUUUUGGCUACAUGAGUCCAUUGAUCUUAAAACUCGGCACAACAUUUUAAAAAUGUACCCAUAAGAGUGGAUAUAGAUUAGUCUGAGAGUGCCUAUCUGAAGAUAGAAGAUGCAAGUAUGUGUAGCAGCUAUUUUGCAGCUCUUGUAUCUAGUAACAGAAGACAUUGUCUGAUUAGAAAUAGAAGCUUAAAUUCACCAAAAUAUAAAACAACCUGCACACAAUAGCCUUCAUUGAUGCCCAUGAGUGAUGAAUUUGAAAUUAUUUUCAAUGCAUUUAUUCUUUACUACUGCAGUAAAUUUAAUUCUUCACAGACAGACCGCCUCCUUCCAUCCCACACACAAUUCUCUUGUGAAAAGAGUUCAGGUUUCCAAAAUUAGGCGUCUGUGUAUUAGCAACUGGCAUCAAGAAAUUCUGUUCCGAAAGACUAUUCCCAAACCUACAGGAUAUUGCAUGGAUACAAAUACUUAUCUGCUACAUUGUUUGCACUGGACUCAAGCUUUCUUUCCUGGUGAAUUAAGCCGGAGCUUGCUGACAUUAAAAAUUCUUGGUCUUGACACUUUUGUGAUGUCGGAAGUUGCAUGUGCAAAUGAUUGAAGUCCACUGGUCCGGCUACGGGGUUUGUCUGUAGUUCUGAGUUUUCCCAUUAAGUGAGCAGAUAUAGGCAUUAAAAGAAGAGAGUCCUUUGGAUGAUAUUUAGCUUUGAAUUGUCUUCUACUACUACUACUUCGUGAUCUCUCUGCAAAAUAAAAAUAGUGUAAUUUAUUUUACAUUUAUAUCAUCA